Molecule: messenger RNA, 1088 nt
Organism: Plutella xylostella (diamondback moth)
Lineage: Eukaryota; Metazoa; Arthropoda; Insecta; Lepidoptera; Plutellidae
Gene: cyp33
Product: peptidylprolyl isomerase cyclophilin-33
Biological process (GO): protein peptidyl-prolyl isomerization; protein folding
Cellular component (GO): cytoplasm; mitochondrion
Molecular function (GO): cyclosporin A binding; peptidyl-prolyl cis-trans isomerase activity; RNA binding
Source: RefSeq, a predicted model, not a curated record
ACGUGAAACGUCAAACGAAACGAUUGUUUUGUUUGUGUUCGUUGUUGGAUUUUGAGGUUAUUUUCAAUUGAACUCAAUUAAUUAGUAUUUAGCCUAAUACCUGUACAUCCUACCAUAUAAUUAAAUAGACAAAAAUGUCUAGCAAACCCAACUCUAAGAGAACAGUUUACGUCGGAGGCUUAGCGGAGGAGGUGGACGAAAAAGUUUUGAACGCCGCUUUUGUACCUUUUGGUGACCUGAUAGAUGUGCAGAUACCCCUCGAUUAUGAGUCGGAGAAGCACAGAGGAUUCGCUUUCAUCGAGUUUGAGAAUGCAGAAGACGCUGCUGCUGCUAUAGACAAUAUGAAUGAUUCGGAACUAUUUGGUCGUACAAUAAGAGUGAAUAUAGCUGCACCACAAAGGAUCAAAGAAGGCUCGACCCGGCCGGUGUGGUCCGAGGACAGCUGGCUCCAGAAGCAUGCGGGUGAGACACUGCCAGGGAACAAGACUGGACCUGGUGAUGAAAUAGAAGAGAAGAGUGGAAAGACUGAUACCACUGCUGAUACUGAGCCGGCCAAACCAACAAGCAAAAAGAAUCCCCAAGUUUACUUUGACAUCAGCGUUGGCAAGCAAGAGAUUGGACGCAUAAUCAUGCUAUUGAGAGCAGACAUUGUACCAAAGACUGUUGAGAACUUCCGCUGUCUCUGCACGCAUGAGAAAGGUUUCGGCUACCAGGGCAGCAGCAUCCACAGAAUCAUACCAGACUUUAUGUGUCAAGGUGGCGACUUCACAAACAACAACGGCACCGGAGGCAAGUCGAUCUACGGCCGCAAGUUUGAAGAUGAGAACUUUACGCUGAAACACACCGGGCCGGGCAUACUGAGCAUGGCCAACUCCGGGCCCAACACCAAUGGCUCACAAUUCUUCAUUUGUACCGCUAAAACUGACUGGCUAGACAAUAAGCAUGUGGUGUUCGGUCACGUGAUAUCAGGCUUAGAUGUAGUGAAGAAGAUGGAGAGAUACGGCAGCAAGAGUGGAACAGUCUCGUCUAAAGUGGUUAUAACCAACUGCGGUGAAUUGCAGUGAAUUGAUGAAUAAAAUAGUUUUCUA